ACCGCCCUGCCCCCUCUUCACCUUGAAUAACUCUUAUCAAAGAUUAACCACAUGCAUAACUUCUUCACUUGAACAUUAACCCUGGAGUAGACCAGUCUUUGAUGGGCAGAGUUUGGCUAAAUUACAACAUGUCAUCUAUCUUCCCCCACUGCAGUCACCAGUUUCUGUAGCUAGCGUAGCUGCCACUGCAGUUUGCAUCUAUGGCUCUUCUUUGACCCAGAGGCAAGAACCUGAGAGAAACCAGUUCAGCCAUAGAAUAGAAGAAGGUAGUUGCAGUAGAAGUUAGAGUAUCUAACAGAAGUGUGUGUUCUGUAAUGGAGCAGUCAAAUGAUUUACAUUGUUUGAGUCCUGCUGAGUUGAGGCUGUUGAUCAGGCAGGGCGAUCCCAGAAUAAGCACCACGACUGGAUUAGCUAACGGAUACCAGCAGGCUAAUGUUGUCAUCCUACCCAAUCAUCUGGCCAAUGACUUUGAAGCGUUCUGUCGCAAGAAUCCUGCCCCCCUGCCACUCCUUUAUCGCAGCCAAUCAGGAGAGACUGCCUGUCCACCUCUCGCUAGACAUGCUGACAUAAGGACAGAUAUUUCUCAGUACUAUGUGUAUGAGGAGGGUUGCCUGGUGAAUAGAGUAUCCAGUCUGCAGAGUUACUGCACUCACCCAAGGAUUGCAUCAGAGCAGCAGACUGAACAUCAUGGCCAAUGGGCAGACAUGGUAUGUUUCUAUCUGGGCUGCAGUUUUGGCUUUGAAGGCCGACUGAAGAAAGCCGGAGUCCCUGUCAGAAACGUGGAGCAGGGCACAAAUGUCAGCAUGUAUAGGACUGCAGUUCCCUGUAUCCCUGCAGGAGUGUUCAGCUGUCCUCUUGUGACCACUAUGCGUCCUAUUCCAGCUGGCAUGCUGAAUGCAGCAGUGGAGGUUACUUACCUCAAUCCGCUAGCACAUGGAGCUCCUGUACACAUAGGAGACCCAGCUCUCCUAGGCAUACAGGACCUGUCCAAACCAGACUACGGGGAGCGAGUAGAGCUGCAGCCUGGGGAUGUCACCGUGUUCUGGGCCUGUGGAGUGACUGCUAUAGAAGCGAUACUCAGCAGCAAGCCUUCAUUGGCAUUCAGUCACGCGCCAGGCUGUAUGUUCCUGACUGACAUCCCAGACUCCUCCCCUUCUUCCCUCAUACCUCCACCCUCUGAGGGCGUAGACUCUCCCUCCACGGAUCACAAUCUCGAGCUGAUUCCCCUCUGCUUUCUGGUAUCCCACAACCCCUUGUUGUACAGUUUGGCAUCUCAGAGGGCCGUGGCAAAGAUCAGACAGCUGGAGACGAUUAUUGGAGAGGACCCAGGUCAACGAGGAAUCAGAGCUUUAUUUGUUCAGGAUGAACUUCUGCGCUCCUGUCUGGCACUCUCCCACGCCUUCUCUGUUGCCAUAACGACCGGCUUUCCCACACACUAUAUGCACAGCCCCCCUGAUGAGACUGACGGCCCACCUGGAGCCAUUGCCAUGGCAACCAUGCUGCUGUCGCUAGGGAAACAGGUGACAUUGGUGACGGACAGGAGAGCCCUGGAGAUGAACCGGGCCAUCAUUGAUGAAGCUGUGAGGACAGGUGUGCUGAAAACUGCAAUCCCAUUAAUCACAUUUGAAGACAGCGGCCCCGACUCUGCACUACACUUCUUGUGUCACCAUGGAGACCCCAGCAAGCCCAGGUACGACCACCUUGUGGCGAUAGAGCGCAGUGGACGUGCCGGAGAUGGAAAUUACUACAACAUGAGAGGAAUAAACAUCAAACAUCUGGUGGAUCCCAUUGAUAACCUGUUUAUUGCUGCCAAGGAUUUACCAGGAAUUACCACUACAGGAAUCGGUGAUGGGGGUAAUGAGUUGGGGAUGGGUAAACUGAAGGAAAAGGUGACGACUCUGAUGCCCAACGGGGGUCUCAUAGCCUGUGUUGUUCCUGCUGACUAUGCCAUCACUGCUGGGGUGUCUAACUGGGGAGGAUAUGCCGUGGCCUGUGGGCUCUACCUGCUCCACACCUGCCCCUCCCACCAGCGAUACAGAAAGAGAGGACUGGGUUUGGAAAACACAAUCCCCCAAGAACAGCUCCAGGACUGGACUGCUAACCUGCCAUCUGUGGACAAGGAAGAGUCUAUCCUUUCUACUCUGGUGCGUUUUGGGAUAAGAAGCGGGAAAACUGGUCACCUGGCCAUGGAGGUGGAUGGUUUGACCUUUCACCCCACGCACUCUGACAUCAUCACCAGACUACUGGAAGUCACACUAGGCUCCACCACUCCAAACCUUUGACCAACUCAUCAGCUUGUAUUCUCAGCCAUCUACUGUAUCUCAUCUAUAUGUGAGAUUGAGUAUUAAGAUAAACUUGAUACAGAUAGCUGCAAAUGCUCGUUGACACUAGAACCGCCAUAGCCCACGCCGUUUAACGUUGUGAUUUAAAAAAAAAAAAAAAAGAAAAUUGUUAUUGCUAUGUUUCCCUCCUGCACUGCCUUUUUCUAAACACCUUUUCUGCACCUUCCCAUAUUGUUAUAACGAUAGAAAAAUGUUUAGAAAACUCUCCUCCGCAGAAGAAUGUAUGUACUGUAGGCCUACAAUAUUCAUCUUUUCAUAUGUGUAAAAUAUCAGAAAUGAAAGCGAAAGUAAUCCCAGGUUCUGUCUUGCCAUCUAUGGCCGGUACAGUAGACCGUUGAACUGAAAGAUGCGCUGCUCCUGGGAGAGAUGAAGAGACAAAUGUAAAUGGUGAGGGGACUUUUUGUUUUUCUUUUGUGUGUCAUUUAAUCAUUUGCACUGUGAUUAUAUUUUAUUUACCAUUUAGUUGACAAUGACAAUGUUUUAGCAUUUGUUUCAUGCCUUUUAGGUUUUACUCUGCAGGUUACAUGCUGCUUACAACUCAAAACAGAACCAAAUAGAUGUAUUUUUUUUAAUCAAAAAUGAUUUAUUUGCAGGAGUUGCUCACUUGUUGAUUGUUGACUGAACUGACGCGUUGAAUGGCCCAUCAACGUUCAUUGGACAAAGGGAUACAGACGAUCUAGGGUGUCGGGUUUAGGCGGAUGUAGUACCCCCCCAAAGAGCCCGGCGGUGCUAGUGUUAAGCCCACGGCCCUGACGGAAACACACUGGAGCAUGCACAGACUGAAUGUGUUCCGAUGGGUGAAGUUCUGUUUCCUCUCCAUUCAGAUUGCCAAAAGAAAGCGAGAGA
Sander lucioperca (pikeperch) is the source of this 3188-nucleotide messenger RNA. It is a transcript of the gene dglucy, whose product is annotated as D-glutamate cyclase. The coding region runs from base 315 to 2282 and encodes 655 amino acids. Gene Ontology annotation, biological process: glutamate metabolic process. The transcript is spliced from 14 exons. Gene Ontology annotation, molecular function: D-glutamate cyclase activity. The record is from RefSeq and is a predicted model, not a curated record. NCBI's taxonomy places the organism in Eukaryota, Metazoa, Chordata, Actinopteri, Perciformes, Percidae.